This is a messenger RNA of Pogoniulus pusillus (Red-fronted tinkerbird), 13909 nucleotides long. RefSeq names its product mucin 2, oligomeric mucus/gel-forming (gene MUC2). Gene Ontology annotation, cellular component: extracellular matrix. Gene Ontology annotation, molecular function: protein binding. The transcript is spliced from 51 exons. Bases 1 to 13659 code for a protein of 4552 amino acids. Lineage: Eukaryota; Metazoa; Chordata; Aves; Piciformes; Lybiidae. The record is from RefSeq and is a predicted model, not a curated record.
AUGGGGCUAAGAGGGGCCAGCCUGUUCCUGCUCUGGCUGGCACUUUGCUCUGCCCACGAAAUAAGAAAAGGGAGGACAAGAAACCAUGGCCACUCUGUCUGCAGCACUUGGGGGAACCACCAUUUCAAAACUUUUGAUGGAGACAUCUACCAAUUCUCUGGCCUUUGCGAGUACAAUUUUGCUUCUGACUGCCACAGCUCUUACAAGGAAUUCUCUGUCCACAUCCAGCGUGCUCUGAACAGCAACAACCACCCUCAGAUCCAGUACAUUCUGCUGACAAUCAAGGACUUCACAGUCUACCUCAGACCAAAAGUGGCUGUGGUGGAUGGGAAGAUUGUGAAGACACCUUACUACAGCUCUGGUUUGUUCAUUGAGAGCAGUGACAUCUACACCAAGGUCUAUGCCAAAUUUGGCCUGAGCCUGAUUUGGAACCAGGAAGAUGCACUGAUGGUGGAGCUGGACAACAAAUUUGCUAACAGUACUUGUGGUCUCUGUGGGGAUUACAAUGGAAUUCCAAUCUACAAUGAGUUUAUCAAUGGACAUGACAGCUACAACUCAAUCACAUAUGGAAAUUUACAGAAGAUCAACAAACCCAAUGCCAGAUGUGAGGAUCCUGAUGAAACUAAAGCUCUUCCAAGCUGCAAUGAGCAUCGUGAUGAGUGUGAGAAGCUGCUGACCUCCUCUGCCUUCUCUGACUGUCUGAUACGCCUUAACCUGGAAAUGUACAUCCAAGCUUGCAUGCAGGACAAGUGUGCAUGCACGGGAGAAGAAGACUCCUUCUGCCUCUGCAGCACCAUCUCGGAGUACUCUCGCCAGUGCUCGCACGCGGGUGGCCGGCCGGGAGAGUGGAGGACACAGAGCUUCUGCCCCAAGACCUGUCCCAAGAACAUGAUCUACAAAGAAAGCAGCUCCCCCUGCAUGGACACUUGCACACACUCAGAAGUCAGCAGCCUUUGUGAGGAACACUACAUGGAUGGAUGUUUCUGCCCUGAAGGAACUGUGUAUGAUGAUAUUACUGAACAAGGCUGCAUACCACGCAGCCAGUGCUCCUGCCAGCUCCAUGGAAAGCAGUAUUCACCUGGACAAAACAUCACCAAUGAAUGUGAAGAAUGCACCUGCAAUUCAGGCAGAUGGAUGUGCAAAGACUUACCCUGCCCAGGCACUUGCUCAGUGGAAGGAGGGUCACAUAUUACCACCUUUGAUGGGAAGAAAUACACCUUCCAUGGAGACUGCUACUACGUGUUGGCCAAGGGUGCUGCAAAUGACAGUCAUGCACUGCUGGCAGAGCUGGCUCCCUGUGGCUCCACAGACAGGCAGACAUGUUUGAAGACCGUGGUGCUGUUGGCAGAUCACAAAAAAAAUGUGGUGGUUUUCAGACCUGAUGGCAGUGUGUUACUGAAUGACAUGACAGUGAAUGUGCCUCAUGUGUCAGCCAGCUUCUCCGUGUUCAAGCCAUCUUCCUACUACCUCGUUGUACAAACUGCUGGUGGGCUGCAGCUGCAGAUCCAACUGUCUCCAGUCAUGCAGCUCUUUGUGACUGUGGAUCAGUCUGUCCAAGGAAAGCUCCAAGGUCUUUGUGGAAACUUUAAUGGAAUGGAAGGUGACGACUUCAAAACAAGCAGUGGGCUGGUGGAAGCUACAGGCUCUUCCUUUGCUAACACAUGGAAAGCUCAGUCCAUCUGUGCAGACCAGGCAGAAAAGCUGGAAGACCCUUGCAGCCUCAGCAUUGAGAGUGCAAAUUAUGCUGAGCAUUGGUGUUCUUUGUUAAAAAAAUCAGAUGGGCCUUUUGCAAGAUGCCAUGAAGCUGUUGAUCCUUCUGAAUACUACAAGAAAUGUAAAUAUGACACCUGCCUCUGUGAAGACAACGAGGAGUGCCUUUGUGCUGCCCUGUCCUCUUACUCAAGAGCCUGUGCUUUCAAAGGCAUCAUACUGGGAGGCUGGAGAGACACAGUCUGCACUCGUGAAGUCUCUGCCUGCCCAGGAAACCAAAUCUUCCUUUACAACCUGACCCUGUGCCAGCAAACCUGCCGCUCCCUGGCUGAUGGAGAAAAGUAUUGCCCACAAGAUUUCCCUCCCAUGGAUGGCUGUGGCUGCCCCUACAAUACCUACCUGGACAACCAUGAUGCCUGUGUGCCUGUCUCCAAAUGCCCCUGCUACUACAAGGGAACAUACCUGGAACCAGGGGAAUAUGUCACAAAGGAUGGAGAGCGUUGUGUUUGCCGAAAUGCAAGGGUCCAGUGCACUUCAGUGAAACUGAGAACAAAAAGUCUAACAGAAUGUUCUUCUGCGAAGACCUACUUUGACUGCAGCGCAUCCUUGAACGGGACUUCCCAAACGCCUGUACAGCUGAGAUGCCAUUCUCCUGACACUGAAGAGUUCCAGGCAGAGUGUGUCCCGGGAUGCGUGUGCCCUGCGGGUCUGUACGAUGAUGGGAGAGGAGGCUGUGUGGAGCAGAAGGACUGUCCAUGCCCUCAUAACAACCAGUGGUAUUCUUCUGGACAGAAGAUAAAAGUGGGCUGCAACACCUGCACAUGCCAAAAAGGAGUUUGGAGCUGCUCUGAACAAAUAUGCUAUGGGACUUGUAUGAUCUAUGGAAGUGGCCAUUACAUCACCUUUGAUGGGAAAUUCUAUGACUUUGAUGGCAGCUGUGAAUAUGUGGCGACUCAGGAUUUUUGUAGUGGCAGUAAUUCUACUGGCUCGUUCAGCAUCAUCACAGAGAAUGUCCCUUGUGGAACUACAGGAGUCACCUGCUCAAAGGCUAUUAAGAUAUUUCUUGGGAAAACAGAGCUGAAGUUGGAGAACAAAGACUACAAAGAGAUUCAGCGUGACGUUGGUGAUGAUGUGCGCUAUUGGAACAGGACAGUUGGCCUCUACCUCGUUAUUGAGGCCAGCAAUGGUGUGAUGCUUAUUUGGGAUAAGAAGACCACAGUGUUCAUCAAGCUGACCCCUGAUUUCAAGGGCAAAGUGUGUGGUCUGUGUGGCACCUUCGAUGGCAAGUCUAACAAUGACUUUACAACAAGGAGUGGGCUGCAGGAAACCAGUGCUUUGAAGUUUGGGAAUUCCUGGAAACAAUCCUCAAUGUGCCCAGAUGCCACCAGUGAAAUUAAGCCCUGUGACCUAAAGCCACAUCGGAAGUCCUGGGCAGAGAAAGAGUGCAGCAUCAUCCAGAGUGAAGUCUUCAAAAUCUGUCACUCCAAGGUGGACCCAAAGCCUUUCUAUGAAGCCUGUGUUCAUGAUGCCUGCUCUUGUGACAGUGGUGGAGACUGUGAGUGCUUCUGUUCUGCAGUUGCUGCAUACGCUCAAGAAUGUACCAAGGCUGAGGCUUGUGUUUUCUGGAGAACUCCUGAUAUAUGCCCAAUUUUCUGUGACUACUACAACCCUCCUGAUGAGUGUGAAUGGCACUAUGAGCCUUGUGGCAAAGAGAUCAUGACCUGCAGGAUCAUUAAUAACGUCAGCACCAACUUCACAGUACCAUACCUGGAAGGUUGCUACCCCAGAUGCCCUCCUGAGAAGCCUGUUUAUAAUGAAGAGACCAAGGAAUGUGUCCAGGCGGAUCAGUGUGGUUGUUACAUCAAUGGAACUUACAUCCCUGUUGGGAACGAGACAAUCACAGAACAGAAUUGUACAAAAUGUGUCUGCACCCCCUCAGGAUCGAUCGAGUGCACACCACUCCCAGGCUGUCCUUGUAUUGUCAAUGGAACAAGUUAUGAAGUGGGUGAAAUUGUGACACACAUACAGCAGGGUGAAAUAUGCAUAACCUACAUCUGCGCGGAAAACGGCUCUGUGGUUCCUGGAAGCACUUACCCUUGUCCAACGUCCUCACCGACCACCACUUCCACCCCAACACCUACCAGCACUCUUACCAGCACAGUUACAACACCAAGACCUCCACUGACUACAACUCCAUGCUUGGAGUUAGUCUGUGACUGGACUGAAUGGUUUGAUGUCAGCAAUCCAGAAGUGGAUGGCGGUGACUAUGAAACCUACGAGGCUAUAAGAAAGAAACAUGGAGACAAAAUCUGUGAAGCUCCUGAAAAAAUCCAGUGCAGGGCUAAAAAUAUGCCUGAUCUGAGCUUAGAGGAGCUUGGCCAGAAAGUGGAGUGCAAUGUUACUUAUGGGCUGAUCUGCAGAAACGAGGAGCAAGAUGUCACUAUGUGGGAACUUUGCUACAACUAUGAAAUCAGGGUAAACUGCUGUAAGUGGCAAGAAACCUCCUGUGAGACAAAACCAACUUCAACACCAACGACAACCACUGCCAGCACAACAGUGCCUGCCACCACUACAACCACACGGCCCACCACCACAACCAAACCCACCCCAACUGUCAGCACACCGAGACCUUCAACUUCUUCAGCACCACCUUCAACCACGAGUACAAAGACCCCUCCACCUGUACCAACAACCACUCCCAAGCCGACAACACCACACCCGCCCAGCACCACCACAACACCGCCUCCCAGCACCACUACCACAGUGCCUCCAACCAGCACCACUACCACCACGGUGCCUCCUCCCAGCACAACAACCACCACAGUGCAUCCUGCCAGCACCACGACCACUCUGGGGACAACGCCAAUUGUUACUGGCACACCACCACCAGCCACAACUACUGGAAGCACUUCAGUGCCUACACCAAGGCCACCCACCUCCCCUGUAGACUGCACCUGUGUCUGGACCGGCUGGAUCGAUGAGUACUACCCAAGUCCUGACAGAAACGAUGGUGACUACGAAACCUUUGAUAGGAUUGAGAGUGCAAUCCCCUCCUGGGAGUGUGCCAAGGUGGAGAACAUUUCCUGCAGAGCAUCAAAAUUCCCUGACAAUUCCAUUGCAGAACUGGGGCAGAAGGUGGAAUGCAGCGUGGAGCAUGGGCUGAUCUGUAACAACAAGGACCAGACAAUCGGGGGGCUGAUCCCCAUGCCUGUGUGCCUCAACUACGAGAUCAAUGUCUGCUGCACCCCUAACGUACCGGAGUGUGUUAUAGAACACAGCACCCCAAGCACCACCACCACUACCACCCCUGCGCCGCCUCCCAGCACCACCACCACCACGGUACCACCUCCCAGCACCACCACAGUACCGCAUCCUCCCACCACCAGGAGCACCACCGUGCCUCUUCCUCCUGGCACCACCAGCACCCCUGUACCACCUACCGGCAGCAUGAGCACCACAGUGCCUCUUCCUCCAGGCACCACCAGCACCCCUGUACCACCUACCGGCAGCACGAGCACCACAGUGCCUCUUCCUCCAGGCACCACCAGCACCCCAGUACCACCUACCGGCAGCACGAGCACCACAGUGCCUCUUCCUCCAGGCACCACCAGCACCCCUGUACCACCUACCGGCACCACGAGCACCACAGUGCCUCUUCCUCCUGGCACCACCAGCACCCCUGUACCACCUACCGGCACAACGAGCACCACCGUGCCUCUUCCUACCACCAGCACCCCUGUACCACCUACUGGCAGCGCCAGCACCACCAGGCCUCUUCCUCCCGGCACCACCAGCACCCCUGUACCACCUACUGGCACCACGAGCACCACAGUGCCUCUUCCUACCAGCACCACCAGCACCCCUGUACCACCUACCAGCACCACAAGCACUACAGUGCCUCCUCCUAGCACCACCACCAGCACCCCUGUACCACCUACCAGCACCACAGGCACUACAGUGCCUCCUCCUAGCACCAGCACCCCUGUACCACCUACCAGCACCACAAGCACUACAGUGCCUCCUCCUAGCACCAGCACCCCUGUACCACCUACCAGCACCACAAGCACUACAGUGCCUCCUCCUAGCACCACCACCAGCACCCCUGUACCAACUACCAGGACCACGACCACCACAGUGCCUCUUCCUACCACCACCACCAGCACCCCGGUACCACCUACCGGCACCACCAGCACUACAGUGCCUCUUCCUCCCGGCACCAGCAGCACCCCUGUACCAACUACCAGGACCACAACCACCACAGUGCCUCUUCCUACCACCACCACCAGCACCCCUGUACCACCUACUGGCACCACGAGCACCACAGUGCCUCUUCCUACCAGCACCACCAGCACCCCUGUACCACCUACUGGCAGCAUGAGCACCACAGUGCCUCUUCCUCCUGGCACCACCAGCACUCCUGUACCACCUCCCAGCACCACGAGCACCACAGUGCCUCUUCCUCCUGGCACCACCAGCACUCCUGUACCACCUCCCGGCACCACCAGCACCACCGUGCCUCUUCCUCCCAGCACCACCAGCACCCCUGUACCACCUACUGGCACCACGAGCACCACAGUGCCUCUUCCUCCCGGCACCACCAGCACCCCGGUGCCACCUACUGGCACCACGAGCACCACAGUGCCUCUUCCUACCAGUACCCCGGCACCACCUACUGGCAGCACGAGCACCACAGUGCCUCUUCCUCCCGGCACCACCAGCACCCCGGUACCACCUACCAGCACCACGAGCACCACAGUGCCUCCUCCUAGCACCACCACCAGCACCCCUGUACCACCUACCAGCACCACAAGCACUACAGUGCCUCCUCCUAGCACCAGCACCCCUGUACCACCUACCAGCACCACAAGCACUACAGUGCCUCCUCCUAGCACCAGCACCCCUGUACCACCUACCAGCACCACAAGCACUACAGUGCCUCCUCCUAGCACCACCACCAGCACCCCUGUACCAACUACCAGGACCACGACCACCACAGUGCCUCUUCCUCCCGGCACCACCAGCACCCCGGUACCACCUACCGGCACCACCAGCACUACAGUGCCUCUUCCUCCCGGCACCAGCAGCACCCCUGUACCAACUACCAGGACCACAACCACCACAGUGCCUCUUCCUACCACCACCACCAGCACCCCUGUACCACCUACUGGCAGCACGAGCACCACCGUGCCUCUUCCUCCCGGCACCACCAGCACCCCUGUACCACCUACUGGCAGCACGACCACCACAGUGCCUCUUCCUCCUGGCACCACCAGCACUCCUGUACCACCUCCCGGCACCACGAGCACCACAGUGCCUCUUCCUCCUGGCACCACCAGCACUCCUGUACCACCUCCCGGCACCACCAGCACCACCGUGCCUCUUCCUCCCAGCACCACCAGCACCCCUGUACCACCUACUGGCACCACGAGCACCACAGUGCCUCUUCCUCCCGGCACCACCAGCACUCCUGUACCACCUCCCGGCACCACGAGCACCACAGUGCCUCUUCCACCCGGCACCACUAGCACUCCUGUACCACCUCCCGGCACCACGAGCACCACAGUGCCUCUUCAUACCACCACCACGAGCACCCCGGUACCACCCAUCGGCACCACAAGUGCCCCUGUGCCUCCUCUAAGCACGACUACCACCACAGUACCACCUCUCAGCAGCACAAUGACACCUCCUACUCCCAGCACCACCAGCACCACACCGCCUCCCAUCACAAGAACCACCACAGUGCAUCCUCCCAGCAGCACCACCACCUCCUUGCCUCCUCCCAGCACCGCGACCACUCUGGGGACAACGCCAAUUGUUACUGGCACACCACCACCAGCCACAACUACUGGAAGCACUUCAGUGCCUACACCAAGGCCACCCACCUCCCCUGUAGACUGCACCUGUGUCUGGACCGGCUGGAUCGAUGAGUACUACCCAAGUCCUGACAGAAACGAUGGUGACUACGAAACCUUUGAUAGGAUUGAGAGUGCAAUCCCCUCCUGGGAGUGUGCCAAGGUGGAGAACAUUUCCUGCAGAGCAUCAAAAUUCCCUGACAGUUCCAUUGCAGAACUGGGGCAGAAGGUGGAAUGCAGCGUGGAGCAUGGGCUGAUCUGUAACAACAAGGACCAGACAAUCGGGGGGCUGAUCCCCAUGCCUGUGUGCCUCAACUACGAGAUCAAUGUCUGCUGCACCCCUAACGUACCGGAGUGUGUUAUAGAACACAGCACCCCAAGCACCACCACCACUACCACCCCUGCGCCGCCUCCCAGCACCACCACCACCACGGUACCACCUCCCAGCACCACCACAGUACCGCAUCCUCCCACCACCACGAGCACCACCGUGCCUCUUCCUCCUGGCACCACCAGCACCCCUGUACCACCUACCGGCAGCACGAGCACCACAGUGCCUCUUCCUCCAGGCACCACCAGCACCCCUGUGCCACCUACCGGCAGCACGAGCACCACAGUGCCUCUUCCUCCAGGCACCACCAGCACCCCUGUGCCACCUACCGGCAGCACGAGCACCACAGUGCCUCUUCCUCCUGGCACCACCAGCACCCCUGUACCACCUACCGGCACAACGAGCACCACAGUGCCUCUUCCUCCUGGCACCACCAGCACCCCUGUACCACCUACCGGCACAACGAGCACCACCGUGCCUCUUCCUACCACCAGCACCCCUGUACCACCUACUGGCAGCGCCAGCACCACCAGGCCUCUUCCUCCCGGCACCACCAGCACCCCUGUACCACCUACUGGCACCACGAGCACCACAGUGCCUCUUCCUACCAGCACCACCAGCACCCCUGUACCACCUACCAGCACCACAAGCACUACAGUGCCUCCUCCUAGCACCACCACCAGCACCCCUGUACCACCUACCAGCACCACAAGCACUACAGUGCCUCCUCCUAGCACCACCACCAGCACCCCUGUACCAACUACCAGGACCACGACCACCACAGUGCCUCUUCCUCCGGGCACCACCAGCACCCCUGUACCACUUACCGGCACCACGAGCACCACAGUGCCUCUUCCUACCACCACCACCAGCACCCCAGUACCACCUACCGGCACCACGAGCACCACAGUGCCUCCUCCUACCAGCACCCCGGUACCACCUACCAGCACCACAAGCACUACAGUGCCUCUUCCUACCACCACCACCAGCACCCCUGUACCACCUACCGGCACCACAAGCACCACAGUGCCUCUUCCUCCUGGCACCACCAGCACCCCUGUACCACCUACCGGCAGCACGAGCACCACAGUACCUCUUCCUCCUGGCACCACCAGCACCCCAGUACCACAUCCUUCCACCACCACGAGCACCACAGUGCCUCUUCCUCCUGGCACCACCAGCACCCCUGUACCACCUACUGGCAGCACGAGCACCACAGUGCCUCUUCCUCCUGGCACCACCAGCACCCCUGUACCACCUACUGGCACCACGAGCACCACAGUGCCUCCUCCUACCAGCACCACCAGCACCCCGGUACCACCUCCCGGCACCACAAGCACUGCAGUGCCUCUUCCUACCACCACCACCAGCACCCCUGUACCAACUACCAGGACCACGACCACCACAGUGCCUCUUCCUCCCGGCACCACCAGCACCCCUGUACCACCUACUGGCACCACGAGCACCACAGUACCUCUUCCUACCAGCACCCCUGUACCACCUACCAGCACCACAAGCACCACAGUGCCUCUUCCUCCUGGCACCACCAGCACCCCGGUACCACCUCCCGGCACCACGAGCUCCACAGUGCCUCUUCCUACCACCACCACCAGCACCCCUGUACCACCUACUGGCAGCACGAGCACCACCGUGCCUCUUCCUCCCAGCACUACCAGCACCCCAGUACCACCUACCAGCACCACAAGCACCACAGUGCCUCUUCCUCCCGGCACCCCCAGCACCCCUGUACCACCUACCGGCAGCACAAGCACCUCAGUGCCUCUUCCUACCACCACCACCAGCACCCCUGUACCACCUACCAGCACCACGAGCACCACAGUGCCUCUUCCUCCCGGCACCCCCAGCCCCCCUGUACCACCUACCGGCAGCACGAGCACCUCAGUGCCUCUUCCUACCACCACCACCAGCACCCCAGUACCACCUACCAGCACCUCAAGCACCACAGUGCCUCUUCCUCCCGGCACCCCCAGCACCCCUGUACCACCUACUGGCACCACGAGCACCACAGUGCCUCUUCCUCCCGGCACCCCCAGCACCCCUGUACCACCUACCGGCAGCACGAGCACCACAGUGCCUCUUCCUCCUGGCACCACCAGCACCCCUGUUCCACCUACCGGCAGCACGAGCACCUCAGUGCCUCUUCCUACCACCACCACCAGCACCCCUGUACCACCUACCGGCACCACGAGCACCACAGUGCCUCUUCCUCCCAGCACCACCAGCACCCCGGUACCACCUACCGGCACCACAACCACCACAGUGCCUCUUCCUACCACCACUACCAGCACCCUGGUACCACCUACCAGUACCACAGUGCCUCUUCCUCCCAGCACCACCAGCACCCCUGUACCACCUACUGGCAGCACGAGCACCACAGUGCCUCUUCCUCCUGGCACCACCAGCACCCCUGUACCGCCUACCAGCACCACGAGCACCACAGUGCCUCUUCCUCCCAGCACCACCAGCACCCCGGUACCACCUACCGGCACCACAACCACCACAGUGCCUCUUCCUCCCGGCACCACCAGCACCCCAGUACCACCUACCGGCACCACAAGCACCACAGUGCCUCUUCCUCCCGGCACCACCAGCACCCCUGUACCACCUACUGGCAGCACGAGCACCACAGUGCCUCUUCCUCCCGGCACCACCAGCACCCCUGUACCGCCUACCGGCACCACCAGCACCACCGUGCCUCUUCCUAGCACCACCACCAGCACCCCAGUACCACCUACUGGUACCACAGGCACCCCUGUGCCACCUCUAAGUACGACUACCACCACCGUACCACCUCCCAGCAGCACCGCACCUCCUCCUCCCAUCACCACCACCACAACAAUUUUCACCUCUACCACCUCCACAUUGCCUCCCAGCACCACUACCACCACAAAGCUACCUCCCAGCACCACGACCAAGCUACCUCCUAGCAGCACUACCAGCACCACCACCUCUGUGCCUCCUCCCAGCACCACGAGCGCUCUUGUGCCACCUAGGAGCACUACAGCCAGCACAAUGCCACCUCCCAGCAGCACCCCAGGAACGACACCUACUUCUCCUGGCACCCCAGCUACUACCCCACUUUCUACAAGCACGGUCCCCGGACCAACAGUAGUUACCAGAACCCAACCAGUGCCACCAACUGACGGACAGCAAGUGAUUACGACACCAGAACCAACCACCUUAGAGCCAGUCAUCACCUCUGGUACAACUCCAACUGUAUCUAUUACCACCACUUCAGGAACAACCUCUAGCAGUGUCAGUACAGUGCCUUCAACCACUACCACCACCACCAUCUCAACCAGUACUUCUAGGCCAACCGCGACAUCAACUGCAGUCACUGUGCCAGGAAGUUCUACGCCGACUACAGUUACUCCACACACUCCAACUACACCUCCACCAUCAACCACUCCUGGAAAAAAUUGUACUAUCAUGCCCAAUGAAUCUUAUGCACCAGGAGAGUCAUGGUGGAUCUGUGAGUGCGUUAAGGCAGUGUGUGUAGAAGAUGAUAAAGUCCAGGUGAUUCCUGUGGUCUGUGAUCCACCUCCUAAACCUACAUGUGCCAAUGGGCUUUCUCCUGUGCAAGUCAUCGAUGAGGAUGGAUGCUGCUGGCACUGGGAGUGUGACUGUUACUGCACUGGCUGGGGAGACCCCCACUACAUGACUUUUGAUGGACUCUACUACAGCUACCAGGGGAAUUGUACUUACGUCCUGGUGGAAGAGAUUAACAAGAAAGUUGACAACUUUGGUGUGUACAUUGAUAACUACCACUGCGAUAGCCGGGAUGUGGUCUCCUGUCCUCGGACGCUCAUCGUGAGGCACGAGACUCAGGAAGUGCGCAUAGCCACCGUCAAACCAAAUACUGUGGAGGUGGAGGUGACAGUAAACAAACAGCAAGUGGCUUUGCCUUACAAGAAGUUUGGUGUUCACAUCUACGAGUUAGGCAUAAAUCGUGUGGUGGAAAUCCCUGAGCUGAAAAUGAAUGUGACCUACAACGGCUUGUCCUUUUCCAUCAAAUUGCCCUACAGCCUCUUUGGCAACAACACUCAAGGACAGUGUGGUACCUGCAACAACAACACUGCAGAUGACUGCAUGCUGCCCAAUGGGAAGAUUGCAGAAAACUGUGAAACCAUGGCAGACCACUGGCAAGUUGUUGAUCCUUCCAAACCACAGUGCUCUCCAGGCUUAGUUCCUACCAAGUCACCCAGCACAACCACGGUGCAGCCUUGCAAAGAAUCUGCCAUCUGUGAGCUGCUUUUGGGAAGUGUGUUUGAGCCCUGCCAUAGCUUCGUCAACCCUGACAAGUUCUAUAAAGCCUGUGUGUUUGAUAGUUGUAUGCUGCCCAACCUAGACCUGGAAUGCUCAAGUCUGCAGACCUACGCUGCCACCUGCGCCGACCAAAGUGUGUGUGUUGACUGGAGAAAAUACACCAACGGUGUUUGCUCUUACCAGUGUCCCACAGGUAAAGAAUACAGAGCAUGUGGUCCUACUCAACAGAUUACCUGCAAAUCAAGCCAGCAGAAUGAAACUUCAUCUAAGCAGGUGGAAGGCUGCUUCUGCCCCAACGGAACCAUGCUCUAUGACCCCAGCGUGGAUGUCUGUGUCAAGACCUGCGGCUGUGUUGGAAUGGACUUGGUACCAAGAGAGUUUGGGGAAAGGUUUACAGUGGACUGUCAGGACUGUAUUUGCCUGGAAGGUGGAAGUGGCAUUGUGUGUGAGCCUCAUAAAUGUCCUGCACAAAAUAAGAUCACUUGUGAUGGAGAAGGUUUCCAUGAGGUCAUUGAAGUCAAUGCUGAUGAUACCUGCUGCCCCAUCACCACCUGCAAAUGCAACACAAGCCUGUGCACAUCUAAAGCUCCCAAGUGUAAGCCAGGAUUUGAAAUUCAGUCUCAUAUUCCCAGUGACAAGUGCUGUCCUGUGUAUCAGUGUGUUCCCAAGGGAGUCUGUGUACAUGAGAAUGCUGAGUUCUUGCCUAAUUCCUCAGUCUUCAUUGACAAGUGUCAGAACUGUUUCUGCACUAGCAAAGUGAACGCCAGCACUCAGCUGAAUAUCAUCUCCUGUGAACACGUUCCGUGCAACACAGCUUGUCAAGAAGGUUAUGAGCUUCAGCCAGUGAAAGGUGAAUGCUGUGGGAAAUGUGUGCAGACUAAGUGUGUGAUACACACAAUGAGCAACUCCAACCUCAUCCUGAGUCCUGGGGAGUUUAAAAACGAUCCUAACAACAACUGCACCAUCUAUAGCUGUGUCACUAUCCAUGACCAGUUCAUCUCUUCCACAUCUGAGAUUACCUGCCCAGCAUUCAAUGAAGAAAGCUGCAAACCUGGAACCAUUGCAUUCUUGCCCAACGGUUGUUGCAGGACCUGUGCACCUCUGGAUAGUCCCACGCCCUGCUCUGUCCGCCAGAGGACAGACUUCAUCGUCUACCAGGGCUGCCGCUCUGUGGAGAGAGUUGUCAUGGCUGAGUGUGAAGGAACAUGUGGAACCUUCUCCAUGUACUCUGCUGAGGCCAACUCCAUGGACCACAGCUGUUCCUGCUGCAGAGAAUCAAAGUCUGCUCUGAAGGAAGUGACACUGAAAUGCCCUGAUGGGAAUUUAAUCCAACAUAAGUACCCAUAUGUGGAGACCUGCAGCUGUCAGGACACUGAAUGCAACAUCUCACAGUCCAGUGAGAGGCAGAAAAGAGAAGAAAACAACACUGAAAGCACUCUGAAGCGUCUCAAGAGGGCCAUCAGCUUAGCCUCCAAAUGAAGGAGAAAACACCUAGCAGCAGUCAUCUAAGAGGACUAUGCACCAUCCUCCUCUUCUUAGACUGAUUCUGAACUUGGCUUUCUUCUGGUUUCUUUAUCUUGUUUGUUGUCUGCUCAUUUUUAACACUGCUCUAUUUAUUUGUGGAUGAAAUAAGGACACAGAUUGGUCUUCUUCCUGAUGGUGCAUGGCCUUUUGGAGCCCUCUCUAAUCAUCUGGUUUCCUCUGAAUGAUUAAAAAGCAGAUUUCAAAG